AUGGCCAUCAAAGCCUCCAGUUUUCUGGGGUACACACCCAUCACAGACCGGAUCUUCCUCCGCAACGAGAAGGCCGCAUCCGACUCCGACACGACCCGAAGCACGUCGGUUGACGACCCGACCGCCAUCCUGAUCUACGGGUGGGGCGACGGGCUGCCCAAGCACGUGGCCAAGUACGCCGACGGAUACCAUGCUAUGUUCCCGACAGCGCGGAUCUUGGUCAUAAUAUCAAGUACGAUUGCGGCAAGUUCUCAACUCCUCAAGCAACGAACAGACGCCAUGCUUCCUGUCAUCGACACCGUGUUUCCCACCAAGGCCGACGGCUCCGAGAGAGUCAUCCUCCACAUCAUGUCCAACACUGGGGGCAUCUACUCCGCCGCGACGUUGAACGCGUACCAGCAACGCCACGGCAAGGACUCCAUGCUGCCGCAUCACCUCUGCGUGAGCGACUCGACACCAGGCAGCGUCGUGUUCGCAAGCGAGGUGGGGCGAUGGUCGAGGGCGAUAGCCCUGGGGACGGCAAAGUGGUUUCCCUGGCCCUUUGCUGUCACGAAGGCAAUAUGGUGGACCUUCCUGUACACCGUUCACUUUCUGGGGAUGGCUUUACGAAUCGAGCCCUCCGGUAUUUACAGCGCCAAAGCGUUCGUGAAUAACUCUAUGGCGACGACGAGAGCCCUCAGAUUGUACUUGUACUCCAAGGAGGAUGAAAUCAUCUAUUGGGAGGAUCUCGAGGCGCAAGCAGCUAUCGCGAGGAAGGGGGGAUAUACCACGGUCCUGGAGAUGUUCGAAGGCUCGCCGCAUGUGGGACACAUGCGUGUGCAUCCAGAACAAUACUGGGAAGCCAUAGCGCGAUGUUGGAAAGUAUCGAUGGAGUCCGGGGACAAGAUGGAGAGCGUGUCAUGA
Molecule: messenger RNA, 903 nt
Organism: Anthostomella pinea
Lineage: Eukaryota; Fungi; Ascomycota; Sordariomycetes; Xylariales; Xylariaceae
Source: the annotation of a GenBank genome assembly